Messenger RNA from Vicia villosa (hairy vetch), 2303 nucleotides. RefSeq names its product beta-fructofuranosidase, insoluble isoenzyme CWINV3-like. Gene Ontology annotation, molecular function: hydrolase activity, hydrolyzing O-glycosyl compounds. The transcript is spliced from 6 exons. Bases 438 to 2051 code for a protein of 537 amino acids. Lineage: Eukaryota; Viridiplantae; Streptophyta; Magnoliopsida; Fabales; Fabaceae. Gene Ontology annotation, biological process: carbohydrate metabolic process. The record is from RefSeq and is a predicted model, not a curated record.
UUAUCCUAUUGGUGUUACAUAACUAAAAUCUAAUUGGUUCUAUAUUUGUCUUCACUCUCCAGGAAUCAUUGUUCCUAUCUGGUAUCUAUCAAAGUAAAACCAAAAGCCAUCUUGCUUUUGUUGACCUUGAUGAAAAAAUUUGCAGCAGCACUAUUACUUAUGAUGAUUUCUCUGCUUGUUUUUGUUAUGAUUUCUUUUCUGUUAAACAGUAGAAAUGGAAUUGAAGCAUCAACAGAUAGUAGUAAUGAUCAUGUCAGGUUGAAGGUAACUGAUGAACAACCUUACAGAACUUCUUAUCACUUUCAGCCUCCAGAAAAUUGGAUGAACGGUAUUAUCUCGACCAACCUAUGUCAAAUUACUUUUAGUUAGAAAUAUUUUUUUGGGGAGCUUUUGUUAUAAACCAUUGAUAGGGCUGAUUGUUUUCUCUGUCAAUUUUCAUGUUUUUGUUGAAGAAAAUUGAUUGUAGAUGUCUUCUUCAUUCUGCAGAUCCAAAUGCUCCUAUGUACUACAAAGGUGUUUAUCACUUUUUCUACCAACAUAACCCAUAUGCUGCAACAUUUGGUGAUAAGAUUAUAUGGGCUCAUUCAGUAUCCUAUGAUCUCAUCAAUUGGAUUCAUCUCAAUAAUGCUCUUGAACCAAGUGAGCCUUAUGACAUCAACAGUUGUUGGUCAGGUUCAGCCACUAUACUCCCAGGAGAAAAACCUGUUAUUCUUUACACUGGAAUCGAUCACAAUAAACAUCAAGUUCAAAAUUUAGCUAUGCCAAAGAACUUAUCAGACCCUUUCUUAAGAGAAUGGCAAAAACACCCUCAAAAUCCUUUGAUCACUCCACCCAAUGAGGUUGAAAAAGAUGAAUUCAGAGACCCUACAACUGCUUGGCAUGGAAAAGACGGAAAAUGGAGAGUAAUCAUAGGUGCUCAAAAGGGCGAUGAAGGAAAAGUUAUUCUUUACCAAAGUGAGGAUUUUAUUAAUUGGACAAAGAAUCCAAAACCUUUUUUUGCAACAGAUAAUACUCGAGUUAUUGAAUGUCCGGAUUUUUUCCCCGUAUAUAUCAAUAGUACAAAUGGGGUUGAUACAUCUGUGGAAAAUUCAAGUGUUAGGCAUGUUUUGAAGAUAAGCUAUCAAAGCAAUCAACAUGACUAUUAUUUUCUUGGUAAAUAUGUAUCUGAUAAGGAAAACUUUGUUUCCGAUGAAAAAUUUUCAGGAACUAGUAAAGAUUUAAGGUUUGACUAUGGUAAAUUUUACGCUUCAAAGUCGUUUUUUGACUAUGCUAAGAAUAGGAGAAUAUUGUGGGGAUGGGUGAAUGAGUCUGACACUGCACAAGACGAUAUUGAGAAAGGAUGGGCCGGUUUACAGGCGAUUCCGAGGAAAGUUUGGCUUGAUGAAAGUGGGAAGAGAUUAUUGCAGUGGCCAAUUGAGGAGGUAGAAAAUCUAAGAGACACAAAAAUCAGUAUUACAGGAAAGAAACUUGAGGGUGGAUCAACUCUUGAAGUCUUAGGCAUCACUGCGUCACAGGUUGAUGUAGAAGUGUUGUUUGAGCUACCUGAUCUAGAAAGUGGCGAGUCGUUAGAAGAUUCAAGUGAAGUUGAUCCUCAACUAUUAUGUAGCAAACAAUAUGCAUCAAGAAAUGGACAAAUAGGGCCAUUUGGUUUGUUAGCUUUAGCUUCAAAGGAUCUCACAGAGCAAACUGCAGUGUCUUUCCAAAUAUAUAAAACUCCAAAUCGAUAUUUAUGUCUGAUGUGCAGUGAUCAGAGCAGGUCUUCAUUGCGGCAAGAUCUUGAUAAAACCACAUAUGGAACAAUUUUCGACAUAGAUCCCAAUCUCAAAGCGAUUUCACUUAGAAGCUUGAUUGACAAGUCCAUUAUUGAGAGUUUUGGUGAUGGAGGAAGAGCUAUCAUAACAAGUAGAGUUUAUCCAUUAUUGGCUAUAAAGAAAGAUGCUCAUCUUUAUGUAUUCAACAAUGGAAGCCAAAGUGUGGUUAUUUCAAAACUUAAUGCUUGGAGCAUGAAGCAAGCAGAGAUAGGCCAUGAGGGAAGUAUAAGAUGUGCUUAAGAAGGAUGUGAAGAUCUAUGAAGCACAACCGCCUCUAGGAGUAGGCAUAUCGCGUUAUCUGAUACGCAUCGGUGUCUGACACUUGUAUAACACAUGUAUGACACGUGUCAAAAAGUCACACAAACGUUUUCAAAUAAAUGAUUUUUUUUCUUUGUUUCGACCCUCUUUAAAUUAGUGUUCGAUAUCCGUAUGACACUCAUACGACACAUUAUAUUGAACCUGGUUAUUCAUAUACAUUUAUACAUUUUUUUU